Messenger RNA from Triplophysa rosa, 1848 nucleotides. RefSeq names its product ring finger protein 115b (gene rnf115b). NCBI's taxonomy places the organism in Eukaryota, Metazoa, Chordata, Actinopteri, Cypriniformes, Nemacheilidae. Bases 55 to 1020 code for a protein of 321 amino acids. The record is from RefSeq and is a predicted model, not a curated record. The transcript has 8 exons. Gene Ontology annotation, molecular function: ubiquitin protein ligase activity. Gene Ontology annotation, biological process: ubiquitin-dependent protein catabolic process; protein ubiquitination; positive regulation of DNA-templated transcription. Gene Ontology annotation, cellular component: cytoplasm; nucleoplasm.
CUUGACAACCCACGCAGCGUAACGUCACGCACUUCAAUAAGCUCUUCGGUGAAGAUGGCGGAGGCUGCCGCGGCUCCACGACACCGGUAUUUCUGUCAUUGCUGUAAAUGUGAAAUCGAUCCCAAACUCCCGGAGUAUGUGUGUCCCAGAUGUGAAUCUGGUUUCAUUGAAGAGCUUUCGGAGAAUAACAGUCUUCAGAGAGCUGAUGGUACUGGUGCAGGUGAUGAAAUGACCUCACAGUUUUCAGAGCUGUGGCAGCUGCUCUUCAUGGAACGUUCAGCCCUCCUGUCUGACCCCACGGUCACAGAUGUCCUCCGGAGCCGCUCUGGGGUCGAGGCUGCAGUUGGUGAUCCUGCCUCUGGGACAGUGGGACCUGUAGUUUCCACAGAGUCUUCUACAGACUGCACUGAGCCGUCACGCCUCCCUCAACAAAGCAGUCACCAGCGAAACCCAAGACUGGAUCAGGGACAGGCUAUGGAGGGGAUUGUCCAGCAGUUCCUGGCCGGUCUGUUUAGCAAUUCUGACAUUACUGGUUCCCAAACAUCUUCGUGGUAUGUUCUUCUUGCUGUGACCUCCGUAUUCAGUGUACAUGACAUGCAUUUCUCAUUCUCUCUACCUCUCAGGUCGAGCAUGUUACACUCUAACCCUCAAGAUUACGCUUGGGGACAAGGAGGCCUAGAUGUGGUCAUUACACAGUUGCUCGGUCAGACUGAAUGUAGCGGUCCCCCUCCUGCUGAGAAAGAGAUGAUCUCAUCUCUUCCCACCAUUAGCAUCUCCUCAGAGCAGGCUGCAUGCCAGCUGGAAUGCCCUGUGUGUAGAGAAGAGUAUUCUACAGGAGAAUCUGUCCGGCAGUUGCCCUGUCUGCACUGCUAUCACAGCAACUGUAUCGUGCCUUGGCUACAACUGCACGACACCUGUCCCGUCUGCCGGAAAAGUCUGGAUGGUGAGGACUGUGGUUUCCAGCCACCUCCGAGGCCAAACCCCUCAACACCGACCAUAGAGGAACAUAGCACUCUUUAGUGAUGUUUAUUCUCAUCAAUCCAGGACAGAAAGCAACACAAACAGUCAUGAGCACCAUAUUUUGAAAAACAUUUGAAUAUUUGGAGACAGACAUCGAUAUCUGAAUCAAUAGCUGUUUGACCAGCGUUAGUGUAUGUUAAUCAAAUUUGUGAAGUAAAAUAUCUCAAAUGUUUAUGGUCCGACUUGAACAAAUAUGUGAUUAUUUAUUCAUUUUGGGUUGAAGUAAACAUAGACUCUUAGGUCGACCCCCAGGACUGGAGCUGACCAUCACCGAGUUAGAUGAUACAGAGUUAUCUCAGAGGGUACAGUUCAGGUUGCAUAUGCAUAUUUUAUGACAUGUUUACCCUAUAGCUUUUUCAGAGCUUUUACUGCAUCUUAAAAAUGUGAGCACACGGUUCACUUUUCUUCUUCAUCUGCCUCGCACAUGUCUUCACUCUUUUGAAGGUAUCAUAGAAAAGUUUGAACCUAUACACCUGCUCCUAUUCAAACACUGUGAAACAUAUGCAACACUUCUUUGAUCGUGGAGAGUGCCUAUUUAAUAGAAGACUGUGAAAUGUCUUCACUAUUUUGUUGAAUAGAAAGGAAAAUGCUAUUUAUGAUAUUUAUGAAGGGAAACGUAUGAUCUGUAGAAAAGAAUGUAUUACCAUGUGAUGAAGCUGACACUGUUUUUAAAUGUUUUAGAACUAUAUUUUGAUGUUGAUGUCGGUGCUUUUGUCUUCAUGCUCAGGGUUUUGAGUCCCAGAACUUAUGAAAGGCCUUUUGUAUAAUUUGUGUGGUAUUAAACGUUAUAGAAUGUAAAAUGUUUACAUAAAUAAAACAAAAAGGGAC